Molecule: messenger RNA, 1433 nt
Organism: Anopheles merus
Lineage: Eukaryota; Metazoa; Arthropoda; Insecta; Diptera; Culicidae
Product: vitellogenin-3-like
Exons: 6
Coding region: 114-1247 (377 amino acids)
Biological process (GO): lipid metabolic process
Molecular function (GO): lipase activity
Source: RefSeq, a predicted model, not a curated record
AGUUCGAUUUGUUUCGUCGAGUGAAGCUGAUCUCUGAAAGCACGCGUGUGUUCGGCGUAAAGUGUCUGUCUGUUACAGUUACUGAGUGUGCUGGCUGGUGGAAAACGUGCAAGAUGGGCAAGCGGAUGAUCGUGUCGAUCGUACUGAUCGGAUGCUUUUGCGCUCUGGAAGUGCACCCCUUUGACUUCGGUGGAUUGGUGAAAAAGACGGGAGACGUUGCAAAGGUGGCAGCCAAAACGGCGAAGGGUAUUGCUGAGAGUAUACCGCAAAUAUUCUCUCCGGAGCAGCUGCUGGAAUUUAGUAAGCAGUCGAUCAUUGGCCUACCGGCGGAAGCGAUCGCUGCAACGAUCAAUCAAAUAUGUUCGGUGGCACUACUCUCCAAUGCAACUGCUUCCGAGAAUGAAGUCAACAUAACGGACAUGAACUACAUACUGAUGACGGAAGACAACAACGUAACCAUACCGUUGCUAGAAUCGGACGAUCUGUGGAAGAACGAACUGUUCAACAAAUCAUACGAUACGGUCAUUUUGGUGACCGGAUGGACGUCGAACGUGAACGAGCCGAAUCGGGCAAUCGAUACGAUCUACAACGCGUAUAAGGCACGUGGCGGGUACAACUUUGUCGUUAUCGAUACGGCCGAAUAUGUGGACACACUGUACACUUGGUCCGCAUUCAAUACGAACGAUCUUGGCGAAGGUUUGGCGGAUGGGCUGAAGGGACUGAUCAAGUACGUGCCACUGGAGAAGAUUCACCUGAUAGGCCACAGCUUGGGCGCACACAUCGUUGGAGCUGCUGGGCGAUACUUUCAGUAUAAAACAAACAAAUCGAUACCACGUAUCACCGGUCUUGAUCCGGCCAAUCCAUGCUUCAAUGAGGGCGAAUCGCUGAGUGGCAUACAGCGGGGUGAUGCCGAUUUCGUGGACAUUAUUCAUACCAAUGCGAAGGUGCUGGGCAAGCGUGAUCCAAUCGGAGAUGCAGAUUUUUAUCCCAACGGCGUCGUUUCCGUCCAACCGGGAUGUCUAGACCCGGCAUGUUCUCAUAAGCGUGCCUGGGAGCUGUAUGCCGAGACGGUGUAUCCCGAAACGGAAAAGAGCCUGUUGGCGGUGAAGUGCAACUCCCUUCUCUCGCUUAACACUGGCGGGUGCGUGAGCAACCCGAUUCCACUUGGCUUUGCCUGCCCCAAAACGGCCAAAGGAAACUUUUUCCUAAAAACGAACGACAAAUCACCAUUUGCUAUGGCAUCGUAGUGCCAACUAACGGUCGAUAUGAGCUUAGAUGGUUAGGGGCGUAAUAUGUUGUUUGUUUUGAGGCUUCAUAGGAAGUUGUGGAAUGUAAUUUGUUGAUUGUUGAAACGUUGAACAGAAAUGUAAAAUGUGUUUGAUUAGCUUGAAUGUAAGCAUAAGGUAAUUGAAAUAAAUUGAGUUUGCAAAGAA